This is a messenger RNA of Funneliformis caledonium, 933 nucleotides long. NCBI's taxonomy places the organism in Eukaryota, Fungi, Glomeromycota, Glomeromycetes, Glomerales, Glomeraceae. The record is from the annotation of a GenBank genome assembly.
AUGUCAGCAAACUCUCAUGUAAUUUUCGAAAAGAAUGAUGACAGUUCGUCUUCAGAUUCUAUUUAUCCAAGUUCGGAAGAUGAAACUAGUUCAACUGAGCUCGAACACUAUAUAUUGGAAAGUAAUAUAAAAGCAGUUAAUGCUCGUUCUCCCCGUAAUAAAAAGUAUGAAAAAUGGAUGAAUUUGGUCUUGAAUGCAAAGAAAGCUAUGUUGUCUUCUGAAUGGUCGAACCUGUUAGCAGCAAUUCAAAAACUUGAGAAAGCAUUCAGGUCAAAUAAUACCAACCCACUUGGUUUAUUCACUCCAAUUCUUGAAGCAAAAGCAUGUAAUGCUACUCAACAAAGGUCUCAACACUUAAUAAGGUCAUUAAACUCUAUCAUUUUAGAAUAUCAAAAAACCCCUCCACCCAUCACAAUUUCAUCUUCUAACGUUAGACUCGUAGAUGCUGUAUCCCGAAACACUGUAAUAUUGGGAGUUAAAAACAAUCCUCUUUUGAAAUCAAACCUUCAUAAAUUUCAAAAUGUUAAAAAUAUAUAUCGUGAAGAUGUACCUCGAUUAAUGGAUAUUUGUGCACAAGCAAUUAUUCUUAAAAAGAUCCCUCUUAAACGAAGAAAAUUAAAAGUUUUCAUAAAUAUUCAACAACAAAUUGUUCCAGAUAUAAUUAUCAAUUUUAUUAAACAAGGAUUUUUAUGUGAAUCUUGUCGUCUAUUCAUUUCACCUUCCUCUUCAUUAUUUUUACAACCUAUAAUUGAAAACAUGAAAUAUCCUAAGAGACAGGAUAAAAUUCUUGAUGAUCAAAUCAACAGCAUAAUAUAUCAAGAAUUACCGCUAUUCAGAAGAUUUUGUGUUCAAUGUUGGCAGAUACAUAAUGCAAGGGAUAAUUCAAAAUGUAUUUGUGUUACAUGUAAAGUUGAAAGAGCAACUAAAAAGUGA